AGCCCUUUGAACCUAACGCGUUCAAUUAUUUUCAAUUUUAUUUAGCACAUUCCUACGCGUUUACAGCUUCCGUUUCAUUUCUUUCUAGUAUCUAGAAUUAGCAUAAUAUUCAACUUUUCAACUCAACCCAGUUACAUAUUUAUAUUCUUUCUCAUUUCAUACUCAACCAAAAACAAUUCACAAGCUCUCAAAUUCUCAUCUUCUAAUAUGCUCCACCUCAAAUUCAUUUUCUUGAUUUUUUUAUCUGUUCUGCUCAUCUCCCCUGCUUCUGCAAUUCGUUCACACCCUACUAAAAAAAGCAAGAAAAUUUACUCGAAUCUUGAUUAUAUUGAAGCACCAGCUUAUCAGAAUGGUGAAAAAUGUGAAGCUCUGGAUACAAAAUCUUCAUUUGGGUCAACGUGUGAUCCUUCUCUUGUUCAUGUGGCGAUGACCCUUGAUUCACAUUACUUGAGAGGCUCCAUUGCUGCUAUACACUCUGUUUUGAAGCACUCUUCUUGCCCUGAAAACGUGUUUUUUCAUUUUAUUUCAUUGAGGUCAACUGUGGGUUUGACCAGAACAGUGAAGUCAAGUUUCCCAUCUUUGCAUUUCAAGGUUUAUGUGUUUGAUGAAGAUCAUGUUAAAGGGCUCAUCUCAUCUUCCAUCAGAGAAGCUCUUGAUCAGCCUUUGAACUAUGCAAGGAUUUACAUAGCUGAGAUGCUUGAUCUUUGUGUGGGCCGUGUGAUUUACCUGGACUCUGAUGUGAUUGUUGUGGAUGAUAUACAGAAGCUAUGGUCUGUUUCUCUACCAGGGUCAAGAGUGAUUGGAGCUCCUGAGUAUUGCCAUGCAGAUUUCAGGAGCUACUUCAGUGAUGAGUUCUGGGAGGACCCUGAGUUUUCGCAGGCUUUCGAGGGGAAAAAGGCCUGUUAUUUUAACACAGGAGUGAUGGUGAUGGACUUGGAUAAGUGGAGAAGAGGGGAUUAUAGCAAGAGAAUUGAGAAAUGGAUGGAGAUUCAAAAGGAGAGGAGGAUUUAUAAUUUGGGCUCACUCCCUCCCUUUUUGCUUGUUUUUGGAGGAGAUGUUCAAGGGAUUGAUCAUAGAUGGAACCAACAUGGGCUUGGUGGAAACAAUGUGGUGAAUAGUUGUAGAAGUUUGCAUCCUGGUAAGGUUAGUUUGAUGCAUUGGAGUGGGAAAGGGAAGCCAUGGGAUAGACUUGAUGCUGGAAUGGCUUGUCCAGUUGAUCACCUGUGGGCACCUUAUGAUCUAUAUCAACAUAAACCAAGGACCUCAUCUCAUGAUUCUUUAUGAUUAUAUUCAUUGUUACUAUAAUUUUUUGAGAUAUAAUAUUCUUUGAUUUGGUACAGAUUUCUGUAUGUGUAUUUAUUUCUGAACAUACAAGACUUGAGGAUUAGAAUAGUUGGUCAGGGGAGGUUAUUGUGCCUCUUUAUUUUUGUAUGACCUGAAAUGGCAGAAUGUUACAGUAUAUAUUAUUUGGCACAUAAUUGGCUUGGUUCUA
This is a messenger RNA of Daucus carota subsp. sativus, 1492 nucleotides long. Its product is annotated as probable galacturonosyltransferase-like 10. Gene Ontology annotation, molecular function: glycosyltransferase activity. Bases 208 to 1284 code for a protein of 358 amino acids. The transcript has a single exon. NCBI's taxonomy places the organism in Eukaryota, Viridiplantae, Streptophyta, Magnoliopsida, Apiales, Apiaceae. Gene Ontology annotation, cellular component: Golgi apparatus. The record is from RefSeq and is a predicted model, not a curated record.